AUGAUUAUGACCGAAGUACUCUGUACAGAGCAGAGAGUCUGGCUCGAAUUCGAUCCAGUUGCCUCAUUUCAGGGCGGUGGAUAUAAUUCACCGCCUGCCAAAGGGGAGAGCCGAUGGGCAUGGUGUAGUGCUAAACAGGCGUGUGAACUUACUCGUGCAGUGCCCGUUUCAUUCGGAAACGGUAACGAAGGUUUGGCUCAGAACGACUCAGUAAUCAAUUUCUUGGCAAUUCUCGUUAGAAACGUGCGACCAGACUCGCGGCUUCAAUGUCAGUCUGCUCGAGAAGCCGAAACAGGAGGGAAUGACAGCGACCGGCCCGAGGAUGUCCGUGAGACCCACGCCGUCAGAUUAAGCGUAAGCCGUUCUCAAAAGCCUGUAGUUGGGCUAGCUCAGGAGAUAGGCCGUAGUACAAUAUUGUUGAAGCGGAAAAGCCCAUGUGAGACAAUGAGACAGCUUGCCGAGACCGCAUCAGCUAACAUCCUCAGAGCAAGACUGAGAGGUACUGCUUGUCUCACGUCGAUGCUUGAGCUGACAGCCUACUUGCCACAUGCUCAUCCAGCACCCCUUGCUUCCAAGUUUCCCGUUGAUGACUAGCUUGGAACCAAUUUUCCACGAGGCACAUCCAAAUUGCACUUUUUCAGACUUGGACUGAAACCUAAUGCCAAUUCCGGUGACCGUGGAAUGAUGGCUGACAAACAUGACGCGCCUUCCGCCCAAAAGCUAACGAGUCGACGGAUGCUUGCAUGGCGAGGAGAAGUAGCGAGCUAAACAGGGCCUCUCUUAUGUCCCCAAAAGUCCGCCAUGUCUAAGACAGCCGUACCCGAAGCUCCAAGCUCUGCUGGUACUGGUCUC
This is a messenger RNA of Colletotrichum navitas, 852 nucleotides long. RefSeq lists its product as uncharacterized. NCBI's taxonomy places the organism in Eukaryota, Fungi, Ascomycota, Sordariomycetes, Glomerellales, Glomerellaceae. The record is from RefSeq and is a predicted model, not a curated record. The transcript is spliced from 5 exons. The coding region runs from base 1 to 594 and encodes 197 amino acids.